CAAUGAAGUGAGAGACUGAUAAAGUCACACAGAAAACAGUCACUCCAACUUACGGAUUAUAAAGUGAUGUUUCAGUGUGGCCCUCCUCAAUAAAAAUGGCAGGAGUUCCUGGAGUGAGAGCCCUCUUCACUGUGCAGCGAUUGGUGACAUUGCAGCACAGCUUUUUUGGCUUCACUCCAAUACAUUUUGCGUCAGCCUGCUUCCCCAGAAGGCUUUACAGUACUUCGACAGGAAGUACUGAAACAAAGCCGCCGCUAAACCCGGAGAAUGAAUCUCUGCUCGAGAACUUGAACCUCAUGGGAGUUGACGUGAGGAUGGCACGCCAGCGUCAGCCUGGGGUGCUUCGUAAAACCUUCACUAAUGAGCACGGCCUCGCUCAGUUCCUGCAAGGAAAAGGUGCCAGCCGCAAAGUCAUUGCUGGCAUAAUAUCCCGUUAUCCCCGAGCCAUCACUCGCUCCAUUGAACACUUGGAACAACGCUGGCAGCUGUGGAGAAACAUCUUCCAGACAGACGCAGAAAUCAUAAGCAUCCUGGAUCGCUCACCUGAGUCGUUUUUCCGCUCCAGUGAUAACGACAACUUGGAAAAGAACAUAAAUUAUCUGGUCUCACUGGGACUAAAUGCCAAAGACCUCCACCGGCUGCUGACCACAGCACCGCGGACAUUCUCCAACAGCUUAGAGCUCAACAAGCAAAUGGUGGAGUUUCUGGAAGAUAUCUGCACAGAGCUCGGUGGAAGUAACCCAGAGCAGUUUGCAAAAAUGCACUGA
This is a messenger RNA of Neolamprologus brichardi, 767 nucleotides long. RefSeq names its product mitochondrial transcription termination factor 1 (gene mterf1). Gene Ontology annotation, molecular function: double-stranded DNA binding. Gene Ontology annotation, cellular component: mitochondrial matrix. The record is from RefSeq and is a predicted model, not a curated record. Gene Ontology annotation, biological process: termination of mitochondrial transcription; regulation of DNA-templated transcription. NCBI's taxonomy places the organism in Eukaryota, Metazoa, Chordata, Actinopteri, Cichliformes, Cichlidae.